UCCCCGCAAUCCCCCCUCCCCUUCUCUGUCCUUGGGAACUGGUUCAACCAGAGUACAGCCAGCUCAUCUGCAUCUGGCCCUAGAGAAGAACCUGCGGGAGCCAGAGGCGGAGGAAGAGAGAAGGCGGCACCGGAGCUGCAGCGGUGGUGCGGCGAGCGCACACCCCGCGUGGCCCGCACCGCGCAGCCCGAGAGGCCCAUGCCCUGCCCGCGCCGCUCCCGGUUCCCCCAUGAGGCCUCUGCCGAGCGGGAGGAGGAAGACCCGAGGCAUCUCCCUAGGACUCUUCGCCCUCUGCCUGGCCGCAGCCCGCUGUCUGCAGAGUCAGGGCGUGUCCCUGUACAUUCCGCAGGCCACCAUCAAUGCCACCGUCGAAGAAGACAUCCUGCUCUCAGUUGAGUACUCCUGUCAUGGGGUGCCCACCAUUGAAUGGACAUAUUCGUCCAACUGGGGAACUCAGAAGAUCGUGGAGUGGAAACCAGGGACUCAGGCCAACAUCUCCCAAAGCCACAAGGACAGAGUCUGUACCUUUGACAAUGGCUCCAUCCAGCUCUUCAGUGUGGGAGUGAGGGAUUCCGGCUACUAUGUCAUCACUGUGACGGAGCACUUGGGAAGCAGCCAGUUAGGCACCAUUGUGCUGCACGUCUCUGAGAUCCUCUAUGAAGACCUGCACUUCGUCGCUGUCUUCCUUGCUUUUCUCAUUGCUGUGGCCGCAGUAUUAAUCAGCCUCAUGUGGGUUUGUAAUAAGUGUGCGUAUAAAUUUCAGAGGAAGAGAAGACACAAACUCAAAGAAAGCACAACUGAGGAGACUGAGCUGCAAGAUGUUGAGUGUUAGUUAGCCAAGGCUGGACCCAACUGCAUUCCUACCUCAAAAGGAAACCAUUCUCCAACAAAAAGAGCAAGCACAGCUCUAUACCCAUUGUGUGUGGUCCUGUUGCAGCCCGUCCUGACAGGACAGCAGGAAGUUAACAUUGAUUGCAUGGAGUUGAGGACUGUGGAUGGGACAAUGCCAGUUUUAGGACUCGUGCUAAGGUCAAGGAGAAGAGUGAGGCUUUGAACCAGGGGCUUUUCUUGGCUGCAGCAUCGAGGCGAUGCUUACCCAUAACCAAUGGCAGAGUACAGGUAUUGGCUACGUCCUCACAACACUCACUGUGGCAGACAGGAUGGCCUGUUGUCAGAGGCCCUGUAUCAGAGGCCAGAGCAUCUCCAGACGGAUGUGCAGCCAGCAUUAGAACAUCCUCUCUGUGCUCCUGUCUGCUCUGCAACGGCUGUGCCCACCAAGCCCCCCAUCUGGUAUCCCACAAGCACUACUGUGGGAGCUAUUGUAAGAAAACCUGAGACUUUUAGACCAUCUGCUGCCUCAGAGCAGAGGUGGAAAGAGACGGGGUGGAGAUUGGUGCUGUUGUGCUGCAGGGAGUUGCUUUGAGGUGAGGCCCUGUGGCUAGGAGCUUUACGGGAGAGGAGUUCAAAACUCUCCUCAGAGGCCAGCUUUGGAAUACAAGGAAUAGAGAGAAAAUUAUCUUUCUCUUCCUCCCUCAUUCCAACGUUAAUUGGAUUUUCCCUCCUAUGGCUCAGACUUAGGCCACUGAGUAAAACAACAGCUCAUCUCUGCUAUGGGCAGCACCUGGCCUCCUGAUGUGCUAGAUGCCACCUGCGCGAAAGCCGAGCUUACACAGUGGGUGAUGCAGCUGGAAAAUCUGUCAUUUCGGGUUUGGGAUCUGUCCCCCUCAGUCACUAACACUUCACAUCCCAAGUCAGGCCCUUGCCUUCUCCUACCUGGGCUGAGGAAUGCUUGGCCCUCACCUACCUCACAGGUAUUAAGAGAAGCCCAUAUGCACAGAGUUCUCUGAGCAACUUAUGAAAAGCAUGAGGAUUCUUCAAGGAUCUGGAAAGCCAUACUGGAAAAUGCUAUUCUAUCUGAGUAUUAGAAGUUGAUAGAAUCCCCUGAGCUCUUGGGGCUCCAGGUGAGACUGGGGACUGGAGACCACCACUAGCCUUGGCCAUUAUUCUUUCAGGUUGUUGGUCACCAUGUUCACCUGUAAGUUUCUCCACCCCAACUUCCAUUUGACAAGCUCUAAGAGCAGGCAUGGAUUUAUUUUCCAUUAUCUUAUCUCUCCAAUAUUCAUAGCUACAGACCAAGCGUACCACCUGAUGAUGAUGUGUUCCCAGUCCUCAGCUGCAAAUUCACCCAUACCAAGAUGAAGAAGUGCUAGAACAUUCCUUUCUCUUCUCCCUCCUUUCAGUUCUCCAAUGUCCAUAUCUACUCUGUUUCCUAAGUGGCAGAGAAGGAGUUGCUUGGAUAAGUGACAGCCCUUUCCCUCAAUAUUGAAUCCAGAGUUAUGGGAAGGGAUCUCUCGAAAUAUUCAGACAGGAAUUGUCAGUAUCUAAAAAUUCAAAACGUGAGAGCAGUUGGUCUACACAACUGAUGUGUACCUCUAGCACCUGAAGGGUAGAAGAUACCUUCAAGGCCCCUCCUAUAGCCACACACAUAAACUCAUACACUGUGCCCUUUCCUCAUACAGCAGUUGGAGGAACCAGGUACUGGGCCAGGACAGUUUCCAGUGCCGUGAAGAAAUGAGGUGAGGAGUACCCAAGGGUGUCAAGGAUAAUCUGCUGAUUUCCUUCUCAUCUUUCACACAGAAAGGCCGCCAGCAGGAAAGCAGCUGGAGUUGAAUAGUUGCUUGGGCCAGCAACUAUUCAACUCCAGCAGGGCUGGUAAUCUUCAUAAUCAAAGGAAAAGAAUACGCACUGAGAGGCUUCCAUGGCAGAUGUCAAUUAAAUUCCCCCCAAAUCUCAUGACAGUUUAUUCACAUCAGUGUAGUGUGGAAAGUUACAAUUUUUUUUAAAAGCCUCUUUCCUUGCUUUCCAUUUCUUUGAAAAAAGGGCUUCUUUUGCAUUUUUAAAGCUCUGCCAUCCUGAACAUUCCUGUGGAAAGUUUUAAAAUCCAGAGCCUCGGCCGGGCGUGGUAGCUCACACCUGUAAUCUCAGCACUUUGGGAGGCUGAAGAGGGCAGAUCACGAGGUCAGGAGUUCGAGUCCAGACUGACCAACAUGGUGAAACCCCUGUCUCUACUAAAAAUACAAAAAUUAGCUGUGCGUGGGGAAUGGUGGUGCACGCCUGUAAUACCAGCUACUCAGGAGGCUGAAGCAGGAGAAGUCUUUGAACCCGGGAGGCAGAGGUUAUGGUGAGCCGAGAUCGCACCACUGCACUCCAGCCUGGGUGACAGAGCAAGACUCUGUCUCAAAUAAUAAUAAUCGAGAGCCUGAGGUUUUUAUUUUUCAAAAAAUAAAAACCAUAGAGAUUAGCCAGUGUAAAUGUUAAGCUAUAAAUUAUGUUUCAACUGUGAAAAAAAAGUAUUUUAAAGAAUGAAUGAAAUAAAACCUGAAAAUAAA
This is a messenger RNA of Callithrix jacchus (white-tufted-ear marmoset), 3389 nucleotides long. RefSeq names its product V-set and transmembrane domain containing 5 (gene VSTM5). Gene Ontology annotation, biological process: filopodium assembly; positive regulation of excitatory synapse assembly. The record is from RefSeq and is a predicted model, not a curated record. Gene Ontology annotation, cellular component: dendrite; plasma membrane; axon. Lineage: Eukaryota; Metazoa; Chordata; Mammalia; Primates; Cebidae.